This is a messenger RNA of Melampsora larici-populina 98AG31, 1740 nucleotides long. RefSeq lists its product as uncharacterized. Lineage: Eukaryota; Fungi; Basidiomycota; Pucciniomycetes; Pucciniales; Melampsoraceae. Gene Ontology annotation, cellular component: nuclear pre-replicative complex. Gene Ontology annotation, biological process: rRNA processing; DNA-templated DNA replication. The transcript has 4 exons. Gene Ontology annotation, molecular function: protein binding. Bases 1 to 1740 code for a protein of 579 amino acids. The record is from RefSeq and is a predicted model, not a curated record.
AUGUCACAACAUUCACCAAUUAUCUUUUCAGGUAUACCUUCAUGUGAAGAUGGAAACCAAAACCUAAGUUUUCACGAACUAUCAAGCUCAAUCCAAUUACUCCAACUCAAACCGACGCCUUCAUCUUCAUUUUCAAUCUCAAGUACAACCGCCAACCAAUUACCACCACGUCAAUCGAUCGUUUCAUUACCUUCGAUCAAUUCAAUCGGUUCAACUAUCAUUUCGAUUGCUGGAAAAGAUGGAAGGAAUGGAUUGAUGGUUUGGACAAGUCUUAAUAAUAAACCAACACCUACUUUAAAGUUAAUUCCUCCUGGAAGAGUGGUUUGUAUUUGUACGAGUCUUUCGGGAAUUUAUUUGGCUGCUGGUUCGAGUGAUGGAACUGUUUUGAUUUGGGAACUUAGCACUGGAAUCCUUUUAGCUAGUUUUGAUGCUCAUUAUAAAUCGAUUACUUGUCUUCGAUUCACGGAUGAUGAUGCUGCUCUAGUCACUGCAAGUGAAGAUUCAAUGUGUAGUGUAUGGUCUUUACCUGCUCUUAUAGAUGAAGGUGCUAAUGCGAAUAUGUCAUAUGCACCUUAUGUAUUGCUUUCGGAUCAUACAUUGCCUAUCUCUGAUAUUCAUAUCUCUCAUGGAACUUUUCCUGAUAUUCGAAUCUUUACGGCAAGUUUAGAUCAAACAAUCAAAAUUUGGACUCCACUCUACCCUUCGUGUCCUCUUCUUUCGACUUUUGCUGUUCCUGGUCCUGCUCAUCACCUUGCAGUUGAUCCAUUAGAAAGAUUUAUCUUUGUAUCUUACCCAAUCACUACCCAAUCCUCUGAAAACCCCUCAACUCAGAAUCCCAAAUCUGGAACACCAGCUACUACAAGUCUUAAAUCAUCUGCAUCUAUUUACUCAGCUUCGACUGUAAGAGUGAUCCCUCUGUUCAGCAAACCAGCACAUGCAGCCCAUCAAGGUGGCGCUUCGUUAGUUCAUUCAUCAAAUGGAUUCAUUCAUCAAACUUUACUGACAGACUCAAGUGAUCCUACUUAUACGAGUCCACAAGAUACAUCUAUCACGGCACUUCAUUUCCCUUCCUCGAUCUGUUCUUCACCUAUGCUUCUAUGUGGUCUCAGUAACGGAAAGAUCAUUCAUCUUUCGAUCCCAUCACUUCAACCUCUUGGCAGUACUGUUCCACGAACCGGUUCGACAGGCACAUUCGAACCUGUAGUUCAUAUCAGUGUAUUUCUUAGACCGAAGGAUUUAAUGAUGAAUUAUUCUGGUAAGACGACUGGAAUGUCAACUGGAAUGAAUCAUAAUCCGUCUAGCCCAUCAUUGGUGUCUGCUAGAGUGAUUGGUAUGUUGGGUAGAAUUAUUGGUAGGAAUGGAGAUAUGAGUCGAGUUCAAUCUAAGCAAGGACAGAUCUCUGAUCAAGUUUUGUUGAAAGAUCGAAAGGUGAUGAUCAAGUUUGGUAGAAAGAUGAAAUACUUCAAUGAUGGGUUUGAAGAUGAUGAAUUUGAUUUACUAGGAUUUAAUCAAGUUUCCAAAUCAACAAGUUUAGUAGUAGGAAGUUUGAAUAGGAGUGAAUGUAUUGGAAUCGGGAAUGGGAAUGGAAGUUCAACAGGAGAGAUGGUGAAGAGAUUACAAGAAGAAUCGAUGAAACUUAAAGAACAGUUAGGACAAGCUUUAAGAUUAAAUGAUGUGAUGUGGAAUGGGAUUGUACAAGGUACAUUGAAAUUGAAUGAGAAUGAGAAUGAAACUGGAUGA